AUGGCUGCUUCUUCAUCUGCAACCCUGUUUGGACUCAAAGAAGAGGCGCUUAAGAACUUCCAUCAUGAACAACUUGAGCAUUCAUCAGCAGAAGGAGCUGCUCCUGUAGUGGCUUCUUCUACGCCCUCAGCCGCGGCUUCUCAGAGAAGAAAGAGAAACCAUCCCGGAAAUCCUAGUCCUGAUGCUGAGGUUAUAGCCCUCUCUCCGGACACUCUAGGGGCUACAAACCGGUUUAUGUGUGAGGCGUGCGAUAAGGGUUUUAAAAGGGAGCAGAACUUGCAGCUUCACAGAAGAGGACACAAUCUUCCCUGGAAGCUCAAGCAAAAGACAAGCCAUGAAUUCAAGAAAAAGGUUUACAUCUGCCCUGAACCUGAUUGUGUCCAUCACGAUCCCUCACGGGCUCUUGGAGAUUUGACCGGAAUUAAGAAGCAUUUCUUUCGGAAACAUGGCGAAAAAAAAUUCAUUUGUGAUAAGUGUAACAAGGCAUACGCGGUGCACUCUGACUGGAAGGCUCACCAUAAGACUUGUGGUACAAAGGACUACAUAUGUAAAUGUGGUACUACCUUCUCCAGGAGUGACAGAUUUCUCUUUCACCGUUCAUUCUGUGAGCCACUUGCUGAAGAGGUGGCUAGGCAUAGCAUUCUUGCAAAUGCUACUAGCCCUGCCACCACUGCAGGCUCAUUGAUUCCAGGCAACCAUCAGCAACUUCCUUCUCUGUUUGGAACUAAUUCAUUUACUAGCCUCUUAUUAGGACAAUCCGUGGGAUCUGAUUUUCAGUCCUUUCAGCCACCAAACAGCAGGCUUCUCCAACCCGUUCCGGAACCAAAACUGAAUUUUCCCAGAGACACUGAUUUUUCUGGGACUCAUGGAUUUCCAAGCUACAUCGCGCCUAGCAACAUGUUUAAUCUUGGGUUUGAUGGGGAUGAUGACCUUAACAGUCCUGAAAAUGACCUGGAUCUUGCAAUGAACGGCUCAUUAACUGGUUUGAUGAUGAAUGCUGGGGCUUCUACUUACGACAUUCUGAAUGGUGCCCCUUCUACUCAGUUUUCAGCCACUGCACUUCUUCAAAAGACGACGCUGGCAGGAGGUAGUUCCAGCAAUGUAACCCUGAUGAAUAGCAUGGGGAGCACUUUGUCUGGUGGAUUGAAGUUAGAUAACUAUGGGGGAGCUUUGGGAGAUCGAAUGAGUGGUGGUGGCAGAGGUGGUGGGAGUACCUUUCCAGCUGAUAUGUACAACAAUCAGAAUGGGAGUGGUGGAGGUACCCGAGGAUAUAGAAGUGGCAUGGAAUACUUUUGUGAUCAGGUGAAUGCUCCAUAUGGAGAAAUGAUGUACAAUGGGAAGACUGCUGAUGGAAUAUUGGUUGGUGAGCAGAAUAAUAAUGCUGCUAUGGUGGAGCCACAGAUGAUGUUUGGCAGGGAGUAUGGUGAGAAUCAUACAAGGGAUUUUUUUGGCAUGCGAAAUGGGAUGAGGACUGGAGGUGGGAUGGUGGCUGAUUACAGUGUCAAUGGAAGUGGGACCAAGUCGCCGGACAGCAAAGCUAACACAUCAGCUGAGGCCAGGCCUUUUGUUCCUAGACGCCGCGGGGGUUUUUAA
Messenger RNA from Daucus carota subsp. sativus, 1593 nucleotides. Its product is annotated as protein indeterminate-domain 12-like. The coding region runs from base 1 to 1593 and encodes 530 amino acids. Gene Ontology annotation, cellular component: nucleus. The record is from RefSeq and is a predicted model, not a curated record. Gene Ontology annotation, molecular function: DNA-binding transcription factor activity. The transcript has 3 exons. NCBI's taxonomy places the organism in Eukaryota, Viridiplantae, Streptophyta, Magnoliopsida, Apiales, Apiaceae.